GGUGGCCAUUAUGGUAAUGCACUACAAGCAGCUGCAAAAAACGGAAAUGAAUCGGUUGUGGGACUUCUCCUCGAGCGUGGGGCAGAUGUGAAUGCUCAGGGUGGCUCGAAUGGCAACGCACUACGAGCAGCGCAAAACUUUGGCCGUGAAUCGAUUGUG
Tuber aestivum (summer truffle) is the source of this 159-nucleotide messenger RNA. The record is from the annotation of a GenBank genome assembly. NCBI's taxonomy places the organism in Eukaryota, Fungi, Ascomycota, Pezizomycetes, Pezizales, Tuberaceae.